This is a messenger RNA of Fundulus heteroclitus (mummichog), 482 nucleotides long. RefSeq lists its product as uncharacterized. The record is from RefSeq and is a predicted model, not a curated record. NCBI's taxonomy places the organism in Eukaryota, Metazoa, Chordata, Actinopteri, Cyprinodontiformes, Fundulidae. The transcript has 2 exons. Bases 31 to 393 code for a protein of 120 amino acids.
AGCUUCAGAUAUACGCAGCCAGAGAACUCAAUGCGGGCGGAAGCUGCCAAGAAUUCAGCUCGGAGUCGAGCGAGAAGAAAGAGGCUGCAGGAAUCGAGGCAGAGCGUGCUAGCUGAUGAGGAAGUGGAACUCUGGAUGUCCGCCACCGUCGACCUCAUGUCUGACGAGGAAGAUGGCGUCGUUGGCGGGGUCUCUGGAUGGAUUGUACCGCCGUCAUUUCGUAGGCCGGAUCUCUCUGAACUCUGUGUGAAGCUGCAGUCCCGGUUAGAGGCGACGCCGAAGUACAGAGCCAUGCACAGCAGGCGUCUGCACAUCGGACCUGCCUCGGAAAGAACGCCGCCAGCAGUUGCCUACAACCCAGAGGAGGCGCACGGACAGUUCACGGAGUUAUAGUUUUUUGGAUACGCAUGUGUGGGAAGAUCCUCGCGUUGUAUAUAGUUGUGUGUGUGUGUGUGUGUGUGUGUGUGUGUGUUUUAAUAAAG